AUGCGCGUUAGAGGGUGCUCCCCCGUGUGGUGGCGCUGGCUGAAGGCAGCAGCUGUUGCUGCUGCAGCAGCAGCAGCAGGCGCGGGUUUGCUGCUGCUGAUUGCUACCUCCAUUGUCCCUCUCCACAAGGCCCGCAGCAGGCCUAGCAGCAGUUACUUUGCUGCUUGCUUCGGCGUGUCUGUUGCCAUGGAGAAGGUGCACUACGGCUUAAUUCAGGUGAUGCCUCUUUUGGCUAUGAAGCAAUUCUACUUGCUGCCCUCACCAGAAGCAGCAGCAACAAAAGAGCCAGCAGCACCAGGGGAGCCAGCAGCACCAGGGGAGCCAGCAGCAGCAGCUGGGGAUUCAGAAGCAGAAGCGGAAGGAGAGCCGGAGGAAGCAGCAAGGGACGCAGCAGCAGCAGCAGCAGAGAAAUCGGCAAAAACAGCAGCAGCUGCAGCAGCAGCAGCAGCAGCAGCGCAGCAGAGGGCGAAGACCGGCAGACGCAUAGGCCUUUCGUCGUUUCCUCUUUCUUACAUAACUUCGAACGCGGCGCUGCUGCGGCUGACUCCGCAGCAAGCAGCAGCAGUCGCUGCUGCUUCGCUGGACCCUGCUGCUGCUGCAGACGCAGCAGCAGAGGCAGCAGCUGCAGCAGCAGAAGCGGACGCCCGAGCCGCAGCUCCUCCUCCCACCCAGCAGCAGCAGCAGCGGCAGCAGCAGCAGGAGGAAGCCACGGCCCUCCACCCCCUCCUCGUGGACCAGCAGGCGGAGUUUAUCCUGCGGAGUCUGCAGCAGCUGCUAAAGCUGUAUGCGGCUGCUGGGCAGCAAAUAUGCCACUUGGCCGUAGUGGCGCAUUCUUUGGGGGGCCUCUCGGUGAUGCGGGCUGUGUCGCUGCAGCAGCAGCAGCGGCGGGGGGGGGGGGGGGGGGGGCUGCUGUCUCUGUUCUUUAUUAAUUCUCCCCUAAGUGGCCACCAGCUGCUGCAGCAGCUGCCGAGUUUCCAGUUCAUGUACGGGCAGGUGCAUGCAGACUUUCCUGCGGCCCUGGGCCUCGCCCCUCCGCAGCAGCAGCAGCAGCAGCAGCAGCGCGCGCUGCUGCUGCCACGCACUGUGGGGCUCUUCAGCUUCUCCUCUGGAGUCCACGACAUUCUCGUCCACGAGUCUGUCGCGAGCUUUCCUGUCGAUACACCUGAGCUGGCCCCACACUUUUUGUGGGGCCGCUCAAAGCUCAGAAGGGCAAGAGCCAGACUGCAGCAGCAGCAGCAGCUGCUGCAGCAGCAGCUGCACUUGCUGCAGCAGCACCACGCCCGCCGCCGCCAGCUCCACAAAGUUGCGCCCAUCAGCCCCGCCGCCUCGACCAGCAGCAGCGACGCCACCAGCAGCAGCACCAGCAGCAGCAGCAGCAGCAGCAGCAGCAGCUCGGAGUGCAUGGGGCCCACUGGUUUGCUGCGCUGCGGGCUGCUGUCGCCGGCAGUUUUCUACCAGCGGGUUUCGCUGCCGCUGGCUUCAGGUGUACACACAUCUUCUUGCCACGAAUGUCCUCUUUUGUCUCCUCCGGAAAUAAAGCUGCUGGUGCAGCUGCUGCAUGCGCAGGCGACUUUGGCGCAGCAGCUGCAGCCUGCUGCUGCGCAGCUGUCUUGGAUGGCCCGCUGGUUUGGCCUCCGGGACAGCGAAAGGUCCAGCAGCAUAAUGGCACUGCGGAGGCCUCCUGCUACUGCUUCGGGCAGUUUGCUGCUGCCACCUCCAGGGCUGCCGCUGCGGACCCCUUCGAGGCGUUUCAGGCCUCAUUUGCUGCCGCCAAUGCAAGGCGCUGCUGCUGCUGCUGCUGCUGCAGACGCGCAGGCGGGGUCUGCAGCGGGCGCCUGGAAGGCUUCGCCGGAGCCCUCAGCCGCCGGCGUGGCAGCAGCAGUGACAGCAGCAGCAGCAGCAGCAGCGGGGGCUGCUGCUGCUGCUGCGGAGCCGCUAAUGGCUGGGGGGGGGGGAGGCGCAGCUGGCGCUGCUGCGGGCAGAGCGGCAGCUGGCGCAGCAGCAGCAGACACACAUGCCGCUGCUGCUGCUGCAGGACCCCGAGCCGCAGGUCCCCGCCGCCGCCUACAGCAGCAGCAGCAGCAGCAGCAGCGGAGCGCCUUAGUGCCUUACGAGUUUGUGGUGGAAGCACAG
Messenger RNA from Eimeria tenella, 2133 nucleotides. RefSeq lists its product as uncharacterized. The annotation marks the transcript as partial. The transcript is spliced from 9 exons. The record is from RefSeq and is a predicted model, not a curated record. Gene Ontology annotation, molecular function: hydrolase activity, acting on ester bonds. NCBI's taxonomy places the organism in Eukaryota, Apicomplexa, Conoidasida, Eucoccidiorida, Eimeriidae.